Messenger RNA from Arachis stenosperma, 489 nucleotides. RefSeq lists its product as uncharacterized. NCBI's taxonomy places the organism in Eukaryota, Viridiplantae, Streptophyta, Magnoliopsida, Fabales, Fabaceae. The record is from RefSeq and is a predicted model, not a curated record. Bases 1 to 489 code for a protein of 162 amino acids. The transcript has a single exon.
AUGAGUCCCUUCCGCUUAGUCUACAGAAAGGCGUGUCACCUCCCAGUGGAGAUAGAACACAAAGCUUUCUGGGCGAUACGGGAAUUCAACAUCGGAUUUGAGAAAGCUGGAGCUGAGAGGAAGUUACAAUUACAGGAACUAGAGAGCCUUCAUUUAGAAGCAUAUGAGAAUUCCAGGCUAUACAAGGAGAAUGUGAGGGAUGCACAUGACAAGAAUAUAAAGCACAGAGAGUUCAAACCUGGUGAGUUAGUUCUUGUCUACAACUCCAGGUUGAGACUCAUGCUAGGCAAGCUGAGAUCCAGAUGGGAAGGCCCCUAUAGGGUGGAAAAGGCUGAACCAUAUGGCGUCUUUCACCUGCGCCAUCCCUCAAGCCCCAAGAUCCUCAAAGUUAAUGGUCACCGCCUAAAGCUUUACCAUGGUGAGAAGAUGAAGGACAAUAAGAAACUGGAGAUCUUCCUCCUGGAAGAUCCACCAUCAGCAGACAACUGA